AUGUGUACGGUCUCCUCAACUCCUAAUGAUAGCAAAGAAGGAAAUAGAAAAAAAAGGAAUCUAGUCUUUAACAGAUUAAGGAAAGUUUUCAAAACUAGAAAACUAAAACAAAAAAUUCGUUCGGCAACAUUAAGUAUUGCAGAAAUAACUCAUUCUGGACAAGGAGAAAUAGACAUUGGAUCACCACCACCUGUAGACGAGUCCUUUUUCUUCGAAAAUCUUGAAUCUUUAAGAGGUGCGGAAAUUGAUGGACAUAACAUACUGGAGGGAAUAUGGCACACAGUGAGUGUUGCAGAAAUGAAAAUACUUACAGAAAUGGAGAAUGGUAACGUACCAGAAAGAGAUGGUAUUCUUUUUCCAGAUUUUGACGAUAGAUUUAGAAGUAUUGCGUUCACCUGGGCUUGUAUUCGUGGAAUACCAAACGUUUUAGCCGGACUAGAAGCCUCUGGAGCAGAUAUCAAUAAUGUCCUAUUUCAAAAUGCGUCUGCUGGCAUGUUUGCAGCUUAUUCUAAAGAAAGUGCUUGUCUAAAAUUCCUUAUUGAGAAGGGCGCAAACUUGAAUUACGUCAGUCCUCUUUAUGGUCACUGUGCUUUGCACUCAGCUGCAGUUGGCUGCAGUCUUGAAAAUGCCAAAAUUCUUUUAGACAUUGGUGGUGACUUGAAUAACGUAUCAAAUAACCCACACAUGAUCCCACUUUUGCACUACGCGAUUAAAAUAAAAUCAGAAGAAGUCGCAGAAUUAUUCAUCGGGCGAGGGGCCAGCCCCACAUACAAAAACGUCAGUGGAGAAACUCCCCUUCAUGUGGCUUGUGGUGUCCAAUCUCUAAAAUGUUGUGAACUCUUAUUACAGAAACCGGAAGUUGAUAUAAAUGCUCUGGAUGAGAUGAAUAGGACUCCUUUGCAUUAUGCCACAAUGGCUGCUGAUUCAAAUAUCAAAAUAAUAAAACUAUUAUUGAAACGUGGUGCGCUAGUUAACCCAAUAGAUAAAAACGGAUUUUCCCCUCUUCAUCUUGCAGCCUUAGGAGAACAAUCAGAGUGUGUUGAAAUGCUUAUUAUGAAUGGUGCUGAUGUCAGUGCAACGACAAGCAAAGGAGUUUCAGCUUUGAAUAUCAUUUUACGAAAAAUACCAGAAUCCCUUGAAGCGUUUAAAAAGAAAAUGGAUUCUUCUAUACUAAUGAAACGCCCAGGUUGUCAAAACAGGGAAUUUGAAAUAAGAUUCGAUUUCACUACUCUUCUUCCAGGUGACGACAGACCCGAAACUACUUUUAUCAACUCCUUCGUAAACGAGAAUCUGACAGAUCUUUUACCUCAUCCUCUAGUCAGGGCAUUUAUCUACCUAAAGUGGGAAAGGAUAAAAAAGUUUUACCUUCUCAAUAUUUUUUUGUAUACACUCAUGUUAAUCUUCAUGAGUACUUAUGCAUUAACUGCUUUAACUUAUGAGUGUUACAAUUUCCAUCAGGAAAAUAGUGCCAGCAAUAAUGAUGAUAAUGUUAUUUGUUAUUACUUUGACAAACGAUUUGUUGAAUUUGAUUGGUACGUUUGGUUGGUUUUCGUUUGUUUGAUGAUACCGAGAAAAAUUCUUAGUUUCAUGAUUUGUGAGAACUAUAAGGAGUACCUUUGGAAUAUGGACAACAUUCUGGACACUAUAGUUAUUGUGAGUGUAUUCACUACGUCUUUUAUUUAUACAGGAAAAACUUAUGAUUGGCAGAAACAUACAGGUGCUUUUUCUGUUCUUUUUGCUUGGACUAACUUGAUGUUUAUGAUUGGUCAACUGCCAGGAUUUGGGACUUAUGUUGCGAUGUUUACUCAUAUUCAAUUUGAAUUUGCAAAACUUUUGUUUGCUUAUUCAGGACUACUUAUUGGAUUUGCUUUGAGCUUCUUUGUGAUUUUCGAUGGAGAACCGUCUUUUGCAAAUCUAUUAACCGGAUUGAUCAAAAUUCUAACAAUGAUGACUGGAGAACUUGACUUUGAGGGACUUACAAAAUAUCCAGAAUGGACUGAAAGUGGUUACAUGCUUGUUAAUCGCCCAUCAUCUGUUUUCUCGCAAAUUCUUUUCAUCCUUUUUGUCAUUUUUAUUGUUGUCAUUUUAAUGAACUUGCUGGUUGGUAUAGCUGUGCACGACAUAAAAGGUUUACGAGAUCAUGCAGUUCUUAACAGAAUAAUUCGAACGACGAAAUUGAUUGUCUCCACGGAAAUGGCAGAGCGAAAAAUAAGACUUUCCUCAUUUCUUAAAAGAUUAAUAUCCAAUAAAAUAGAUUCUCAAAUUCGAAAACAUAUUCUUCUAGUGAGACCAUUAAAUCCACUCGAAAAGAGGCUUCCAAGAGAAAUUCUUAAAGAAGCUUACAAAAUUGCUCAAAAACAUAGUUCAAUUCUGGACGAUGAAUAUACAGAUUGUAACGAUCCUGUUCCUAACAUCCCAAAAAAUAAAGAAGAGGAUAUAGAUACUACUUUAGAAACUGCAGUUGAGAAACUUACUUCGCAGUUUAAAAUUAAAGCUGUCCAAAUUUUCGAUGUCAAACGCCAGUUACGCGAAACUAAAAGAGCGUUGGAACAGAUCCUGUUAAAAGUAUCGUAG
Belonocnema kinseyi is the source of this 2574-nucleotide messenger RNA. Its product is annotated as transient receptor potential channel pyrexia-like. NCBI's taxonomy places the organism in Eukaryota, Metazoa, Arthropoda, Insecta, Hymenoptera, Cynipidae. Bases 1 to 2574 code for a protein of 857 amino acids. The transcript has a single exon. Gene Ontology annotation, molecular function: monoatomic ion channel activity; protein binding. The record is from RefSeq and is a predicted model, not a curated record. Gene Ontology annotation, biological process: transmembrane transport; monoatomic ion transport. Gene Ontology annotation, cellular component: membrane.